AUGGCAGCGCCGCGUCCAACGGACGACAGCUUCACCUACACAAAUCUCCUAACCCUCAUUUGCUGCUGCCCAUGGACAUCGCGCAGCUCCAAAGCCAUGUCAAAAUCCACGUCAACAAAGCUAGCAACCCUCCGCGGCGUCUUGGCCCAGCUUCCAGACAAAGACGUCCUGCACAAAUACCUCGGAACGUCGACAACUGCUCCAAACCUACUUCGCGACGCUGUCCUCGUCGUCCUCCACCGCAAGUGGUCAGCUCACCCACCGUAUCGCCUCACCGAGCUAGGAAUCACCACCUACGACCGAUCUAGCAUCAAUCAAGGGCAGCCUGUCAUGGCUGGCCCGCACGCAGAAGACCUGCUACGCCAAGUAUGGUGUCUACACCUUGUCAUCCGCUCCACUGCGCACCUGGACUCUACAGACACCGGUCUCGACCCCUUCCACUUCGGCACCACGGUUUAUGUCUCCCAAGAAGAAGCUCUCUCCCUACUCCAGCAGAUCUGGCGCCAGCCCAUGGACGAGCAGAACGAGGACUCUGGCUACCGACCUAUCAUAUACAUGUCCUUUGGCUCCAACAGCAGCAUCAGCAGGGUGCGCAAAAUGGCGUUUGACUUCGACCCGUUCCUCCUAGACACUACGGUAGCGUCUCUCGAUGCGCAAAUCAUACCCCAGCAGUCUAAAAUCACGCGCCACACAGACGCAGACUUCGCGUACCUCCUCAGACAGUUCAGCGUUCCGGUAUACCACUCCGAUAACAGCGGCAACGCAGCCAUGUACGCCACCAUCGUCGCUAUCCUCUCAACCCUUCGCUUCGAGCUCUAUGGGUCUCUGCAGAAUGCGAAGGCAAAGCCAGGGCGGCGCCACCUGUUGGUGUAG
Molecule: messenger RNA, 873 nt
Organism: Alternaria triticimaculans
Lineage: Eukaryota; Fungi; Ascomycota; Dothideomycetes; Pleosporales; Pleosporaceae
Exons: 3
Coding region: 1-873 (290 amino acids)
Cellular component (GO): nucleus
Source: RefSeq, a predicted model, not a curated record